GCAUGUGGCAAGUGAGGAGGAGAGCCAGGGAGCCCGGCGGCACCGGCGGCACCGGCGAGCGCCCGGCGGCGCGGUCCUGAGCCGCCCGCCCGCCAUGGAUUGCAGCCUCCUGCGGACCCUCGUGAGCCGAUACUGUGCUGGAGAAGAGAAUUGGGUGGACAGUCGGACUAUUUAUGUUGGGCAUCGUGAGCCGCCUCCAGGCGCGGAAGCAUACAUUCCACAGAGAUUUCCAGAUAAUAGAAUAGUCUCAUCAAAGUACACGUUUUGGAACUUUAUACCAAAAAAUUUGUUUGAGCAAUUCAGAAGAAUAGCUAACUUCUAUUUUCUCAUCAUUUUCCUUGUUCAGUUAAUUAUUGAUACACCUACUAGUCCAGUUACAAGUGGACUUCCACUUCUGUUUGUCAUCACCGUCACAGCUAUCAAACAGGGUUAUGAAGAUUGGCUGAGACAUAAAGCUGACAAUGCAAUAAAUCAUUGCCCUGUUCAUUUCAUUCAGCAUGGAAAACUGGUUAGAAAGCAAAGCCGAAAGCUAAGAGUUGGAGAUAUUGUAAUGGUAAAAGAAAAUGAAACAUUCCCAUGUGAUUUAAUAUUCCUGUCGAGUAGUAGAGGAGAUGGAACAUGUUUUGUUACAACAACUAGUUUGGAUGGUGAAUCCAGUCAGAAAACUUACUAUGCUGUUCAAGACACAAAGGCAUUUCACAAUGAACAGGAAAUCGAUGCACUACAUGCUACCAUUGAAUGUGAACAACCUCAGCCUGACCUUUAUAAAUUUGUUGGUCGAAUUAAUGUUUACCAUGAUAGGAAUGAGCCAGUUGCAAGGCCAUUAGGAUCUGAAAAUCUGCUUCUUAGAGGAGCCACUUUAAAGAACACAGAAAAAAUCUUUGGUGUUGCUAUCUACACUGGCAUGGAAACUAAGAUGGCAUUAAAUUACCAAUCAAAAUCACAGAAGCGAUCUGCUGUAGAGAAAUCAAUGAAUGUAUUUCUAGUUGUAUACCUCUGUAUUCUCGUCAGUAAAGCACUAAUAAAUACUGUUCUGAAGUACGCCUGGCAGAGUGAACCAUUUCGUGAUGAGCCAUGGUACAAUCAGAAAACAGAGCCUGACAAGAAAAGGAAUUUGUUUCUUCAAGCUUUUACAGACUUCCUUGCAUUCAUGGUUCUUUUCAACUACAUUAUUCCUGUCUCCAUGUAUGUCACUGUGGAAAUGCAGAAAUUUCUUGGUUCUUAUUUCAUUGCAUGGGAUGAGGAAAUGUUUGAUGAGGGUACAGGUGAAGGACCACUGGUGAACACUUCUGACCUCAAUGAAGAGUUGGGACAGAUUGAGUAUGUCUUCACAGAUAAAACAGGAACAUUAACUGAGAACAAUAUGGAAUUUGUAGAAUGCUGCAUUGAAGGGCAUGUUUAUGUACCACAUGUUAUCUGCAAUGGCCAAAUCCUCCAUGAUUGUACAGGCAUUGAUAUGAUUGAUUCAUCUCCAGAAAGUAGUGAAAAGGAGCUGUCCUUACCAAAUCAUCUGAAAUUUUAUAGGAAGUGGUUGGCUGGAGCUGCCAAGGAGAGAGAGGAGCUAUUUUUCCGAGCUCUUUGUCUCUGCCACACUGUUCAGGUAAAGGAUGAUGAUAGCGUAGAUGGUUUGAAGAAAAACCAGGUACCAAGAAGACCUUGUAUAUAUAUCUCAUCAUCACCUGAUGAAGUUGCUUUAGUUGAAGGAAUACAGAGACUUGGUUACACCUAUCUAAGGCUGAAAGAAAAUUACAUGGAAAUCUUAAAUCGGGAAAAUAACAUAGAAAGGUUUGAAUUAUUGGAGGUUUUCAGUUUUGAUUCUGUGAGACGACGAAUGAGUGUAAUCGUUAGAUCUUCAAUAGGUGAUAUAUUUCUGUUUUGUAAGGGAGCAGAUUCCUCCAUAUUUCCUAGGGUUAAAGAAGGUAAAAUUGACCAAGUACGAGCUCGAGUACAGCGCAAUGCAGUGGAGGGACUGCGAACGUUGUGUGUUGCAUAUAAGAGGCUCUCAGCAGAAGAAUAUCGCAAUGUGCAGAAGAUGCUUCAGAGUGCCAAGCUGGCCCUUCAGGACCGGGAUAAGAAAUUGGCAGAAGUUUAUGAAAAGAUAGAAACAGAUUUUAUAUUACUUGGUGCUACAGCUGUUGAAGAUCGGCUACAAGAAAAAGCUGCUGACACUAUUGAAGCACUCCAGAAAGCAGGAAUUAAAGUUUGGGUUCUGACAGGAGACAAAAUGGAGACUGCUGCAGCUACUUGCUACGCUUGCAAACUCUUUCGAAGAAAUACACAAAUACUUGAGCUAACCACAAAGAAAAUUGAGGAGCAGAGUUUACACGAUGUGCUUUUUGACCUAAACAAAACUGUCAUAAGACAAAAUGGCAGCUUAACCAGGGAUACCUUCUCAGGACUUUCAGCUGAUACUCAAGAUUAUGGUUUAAUUAUUGAUGGAGCAGCAUUAUCAUUAAUAAUGAAACCAAGACAUGAUGGGAGCUCUGGUAACUACAGAGAGAUCUUUCUCAAUAUUUGCAGGAACUGCACUGCAGUGUUAUGCUGUCGAAUGGCACCUCUGCAAAAAGCACAGAUUGUAAAAUUGAUUAAGUUAUCAAAAGAACGUCCUAUCACAUUAGCAAUUGGUGAUGGAGCCAAUGAUGUCAGCAUGAUUCUAGAAGCACAUGUUGGUAUAGGAGUCAUUGGCAAAGAAGGUCGUCAAGCAGCAAGAAACAGUGACUAUGCAAUACCUAAAUUUAAACAUUUGAAAAAAAUGUUGCUUGUUCAUGGGCAUUUGUAUUACAUUAGGAUAUCUGAACUUGUGCAAUACUUCUUUUAUAAGAAUGUCUGCUUCAUUUUUCCUCAGUUUUUAUAUCAGUUCUUCUGUGGGUUUUCACAACAGACUUUAUAUGAUACUGCGUAUCUAACACUGUACAAUAUCAGCUUCACCUCCCUUCCUAUCCUCAUGUACAGUCUAAUGGAACAACAUGUCAGUCCAGACACACUCAAGAGAGAGCCUUCCCUGUACAGAGAUGUUGCCAAGAAUGCUUUGCUGCGCUUGCGUGAAUUUAUUUAUUGGACAUUCCUAGGAGUGUUUGAUGCUGUGGUAUUUUUCUUUGGUGCCUAUUUAUUGUUAGACAACACAGUUGUGACCAGCAAUGGACAGAUAUUUGGAACUUGGACCUUUGGAACAGUGGUGUUUACUGUGCUUGUAUUCACGGUUACAUUUAAGCUUGCAAUAGAUACACACUAUUGGACAUGGAUAAAUCACUUCGUGAUCUGGGGAUCACUGGUAUUCUACAUUGUCUUUUCUCUGCUCUGGGGAGGAAUUAUUUGGCCUUUUCUCAAUUAUCAGAGGAUGUAUUAUGUGUUCAUGCAAAUGCUGUCCAGUGGUCCUGCGUGGCUGGGUAUAAUUCUGCUCAUAACUGUCAGCCUUCUUCCAGAUGUUCUGAAGAAGGUCUUAUGCAGGGAGUUGUGGCCUACAGCAACAGAAAGAAUCCAGAAGGCAUCAAGGCACUGUCGGGAGCACAUCUCAGAAUUCACACCUCUUGCCUGUCUGAAAAGCCCGAGAUACAGGAGCAGUGACUGCAGCAAUUCCCCAGCAAGAAGGUCUAAUUCUCAUUCUAAAAAAGUGAUGUUUACUCAGUGGAGAGGCAUUGAUUAUUCAGUACUUCCAUCUGUCUUUGGCUAUUCAAAUAAGCAUUGGCGUUCCAGUGCAGGCUACCACUACAGUGGGUCAGGUUUGGAAACGUCCAUAUGACAGAACACCAAGUCAAGCCUUUAAAAACUGUGGUUUUGUUUAUUUAUUUUUUCAGGAAACAGACGUGUCACAGAGACAUAUUAAACUAUACGUGGCUUUUGCUGUCUGAGGUAGUGUUGAGAAAACAGGAUCAAGAGCUAGAAGUAUGAACCCUUCCAGGCCAAUAGGCCUCUUUUUAUGUUUUGAACUACUGGAGCAAUGAACAAUCUGCACAGUCUGGUACUGUGAGACUGGUAGCACUAAAAAUUCUCUUCAUCCUGUGUCAAGACUUCUGUGUAUUUACUACUUCUGUCAUCUUUAGUGAUUUUCUUUGUUACUUGAAGUGCAGUUUCAGUCAGUGACCUACAUUUUGAGAUCAACAGUUUUAAUUUUCAGCCAGGAGCAAUUGUCUCAGUUAUCUCAAAUGAAAUUCUCAAAAAGCAUAUUUAACAACUGCUGUUUCUGAUUUUCCUCUGUCCUUUUUUCUUUCUUUGCUCUUUCUGUAGAACAAACUGGUGUUUCCUCUGUGCAAAUCUGCUUUCAAGAAACACUCUCUAAUGUUCACUUCCUUGUAAGUGGCCAAAUCAGGGCUAUGUAUGGCUUUGGUUAGUUUUCCUCUAUAGAAAGAUAGGCAAAACAAUCCUUGUGUAGAGUAUGCACACACAAUAUGAAGUCAAGUUGGCUGUUAAACAGGUAAAUAUCACCAAUGCUGGUAUUUACUCAUAAACUGAAUGUAAGCAUUUUGCCUAAAACAUCUUAGACUUUUUCAAAGAUGCACAUUACCUGGUGUUCUCACUUCCUGUCCCUAUGAUUGUAAAAUACAUAUAGCAGAAAGUAUUACAUAUUAAGCUUUUUUUGACACAGUUUGUUGGGUUCUUUUUCUUAAAACAAGAAAAGCUGUUUUUCUGGAUGAGUAUCUUUUGCUAUCUUGAUUCAUGCUCUUAAUUCUGAUUUUUUUUGUGUGCGUGUAUGGUUAGAUACUGGCUGAUGGGCUUGGUAGAUGUAUUACAAAGCACACAACUGUUAGCUUUUGCAGACAAACCACAAGGUGGCACACAACUGUUCACUAACAGUUGAACCACGGGUGGGAUAGAGAAACUAGUUUGACUGCAAGGAUUCUGUUUGAAUUCCCUUAAGAAUGACAGCCAACUUGCACUUCUGUUUUCUCUGCUACAUUUAUGUUACCUUGCAGUAAUUCAACUAUUAGCUGCAUCCUUGUGUUGUUUCUUUAGUCCAGUGUUUUAUUUUGGGGUGCAAAAAUAUCUGAAGCAGAAAUGCAAUUUCAGUCAAUUUCAGCUUGGUGGUUACAGCUGGUUAAUGGCCAUCCUCAUUCAAUACCUCUGGGAGGACAUUACCUAAAAAUGUAUUUCAGUGUGAAAACAAAAUACUUGGAAUCAGACCUGCAGCAUUUAUUGGAAGACCUGGCCAAGACACUGUUAGUUGUCUUUCAUGUGGACAAAGGUGGCAGAGAAAAAUUAUUUCCCUUUUUGUGUUUUAACAAGAAAAAACAGAGGCAAAAUAAGUUUACUUACUACUUUACUUUUUAAUAAUAGAAAAAUCAACUUACUGGGAAAUGUCCCUCACAGUAUUCUGAGUAGUUUUCAUAUUAAACAUUGAUUGCCCUGGGUAAAGCAGAGAUUGUGAGUUAUGAAAUUUUCAGUAUACCAAAGAUAACAGAAUUUUACAAAGUCUAACAGUGAGCACCACAGAUAAAGGUUUUUUUAUCAUUUAACAUAUAGCACUUUUAAGUUUCAAAGAAUAUCCUUAUAGCAGUAGCAUUUUGAAAUACAUACACAUGUGUGGAUGUGUGUACAUAUACUUGCCAUUGCAGACUUGAAUGUUGGUCAGUUAGAACCGUCCCCUACAUAAAACACUGGUGUAUAUAUUUUUAAGAGGUUAAUAUGGGUAUACAUUUUAUACCAGUAGCAGUGACAAAUUUCUUGUGUGUAGUUAACAAAUUAUUUGUAAUGUAUUUUUUAGAAAUCUUAAAAUUGCCUUUGCACUGAAAUAUUUUUCAUACUGUAGCUAUUUAUAAAUCUGUUUUACGCAUACAUUUGUUAACACACCAUUUCUAUUUUUUUUAAGUAUAUGUUUUGAAGGCUUUUUUUAUAACUAUAAGUUUUGGCCACUUAAAUUUAGCUUAGAGUGGAGUUGUGGCUGAAUGUUGAAAUUCUAAUGAAUGUCAAAUUAGAAUACAGGUCUGUUGCUCUAUGAGUCUCACCCAAGUUAUUGAUGUUUUGUUGGGAUUUGUGGUAGCAGCGAUUAGAGCGCUGUACUUACAGUGCUAUAUUAUAACUGCUAGCUUUUUUACUCUGUAAAGCCUCCUGCUUUUUUACUUUGUGAGUUCUAUCUUUUAGCCUUAAAUAAGGAAAUGUUUGCUUGAUAUUUUUGAAAAUGCUGCAUUCCUGUUCUGCCUACUAACAAAGCAGUUCAUUGCAAACUUCAUGUAGCCCUGCACUUAGAUAUUGUUGACAACAUUGUUCAGGCUGAAACAUCUGUAUACGUUGGAGAAAUUUUAGUUAAACAUGUCAUUUUUUGGAGGAGAAAGAAUGCUUGAAUUUAAGUGGAAGUUUCUGCUUUGAUUUAGCAAUACUUUUAUCUUUAAAAGUUGGUGCUGUUUGUUUGUUAAAAUAGACUGUUUAAUGAAAUGAACAUAAAACAUCAACUUGGCUUCACUUGAUGUGUUUUUGCUUCAGUCCCUGUUACUAUUGCCAUGUAAACCUAGUCCACUGCAGCAGGUGUUAACCUGGAAGUUUUACUGCAAAAGAUAUAAAAGAUGAAAAAGUAGAAAUUAGCUCAAAAUGCAUUAGAGUGUUUUACUAUGAGUGGGACACUGAAAGGAGACAGAUUUUUUUAUGUAUGAAGAAAAAAAAGAAAGAGGAAAAGUCUAAAAAUGUAUGUAACCUUCUAACUUGCCUCAUUUAAAUUGUUGCAGCUUUAACAGCAUAAUGUCUCCAUAACUGCUUCUAUAAAUGUCUUGAAACUGGUAAGCGCUAACCAAAUGUAUGUGAAGACUUAGAAAGUAUUUCAAGCUUUUUGGCCACAGAAGCUCAUAUAUACCUGCAGUGGCUUGUGGCAAAAGGUCUUUUUUGUUUUACCAUGUACAAUAAUUGUUUGUUCAGCCACUUAAUGUAAAAGCUUACAGUUUACUUUCUUGCUUGCAUUAGCCUGUGUGUCUUGAACCAACUGGCUUGCAAAAAUAAGAGGAAAAAAAUAGUGUAAUUGAGGAACUGCACUACUUUUCUUUUGGAAGCCAGUGGGAUCCUUGUGCUCAUGCUACUGUCUCUGUUAAAAAAGCUUUAAUGGAAAUUUGUGAAAGUAUUACAAAAGUGAAAACAUACAUGAUUCUACUUUGCAGAAUAAUCAAAAAAUCACUUUAUAUAGCUUUAAUUUUUUACCGUAUGAAAAUUCACAGGAUUUCAAUCUGCAUUGUCUUGGACAUAAAUUCUGUGCUAUGUACACUUUGCAUUUUAGAGGUUCUUUCAUGAUCUAAUGUAAAGUAGAAUCUGCGAAAGUUGCUGUAUGGGGCUGGGGGUAGUUAUCUGUGCUUUAAACAUUAAAGAUGUCUGUAGUCAUCAGCACCAAAUACUGACACUUAUUUUAAUUGAAUAAUUUUAGGUGCAUUUAUUUGAAAAUAAAUCAGCCUUCAAAUCUAAUGUUCAGAUUAUCCUAUACUACUUCAUUCAUUUGAUUUGAAGAGUCAAUGUGUGAAUACAUUACUGUAAAGUUUCUUUUCAGUGCUGUUUUUAACUUUUAUUUCUGUAGACAACCAAAUAUAACUUGUUUAUAUUCAGCCACAUUUUGGAUCCUUAUGUAGAGUAUAUAAGCAGGAGAUACAAAUCUGCUUGCAAUAAAUAUAAACAUUCAAGACUGGUUUAAGUUUGCUCACAAGUAAUUACAGUAAUUCUAGUAUGAAUAUGAGAUGGUUUCAUAUUACUCUGUAAUAAAAUGUAAGUCCAUAAAGAAAACAGAA
Haemorhous mexicanus (house finch) is the source of this 7691-nucleotide messenger RNA. RefSeq names its product ATPase phospholipid transporting 11A (gene ATP11A). Gene Ontology annotation, cellular component: endoplasmic reticulum; plasma membrane; recycling endosome. Bases 95 to 3739 code for a protein of 1214 amino acids. Gene Ontology annotation, molecular function: ATPase-coupled intramembrane lipid carrier activity; ATP hydrolysis activity; magnesium ion binding. The transcript has 30 exons. Lineage: Eukaryota; Metazoa; Chordata; Aves; Passeriformes; Fringillidae. Gene Ontology annotation, biological process: phospholipid translocation. The record is from RefSeq and is a predicted model, not a curated record.